AUGCAGCUGGCCAGUCUCUCCAAGGCGAUGCGAGUGACGCCCGCCAAGUUGCCAACUCGUGCGGUGCUGGCCCAACUCUUCGCCCCCAAAACCCAGCACAAUCCACCCACCACCACCACGCCCGCCCUUAUCACCCAACCGAGUGCUUGCUUCUUCAUCCCUCUCCAAUUCGGCUGUCCCACCAAAAUCGCUCAGGUCGACUCCGAGAAAGACGAUAUCCGAAUCUGUCCUCAAUGCCAUAACGCAGCUGUGACGAGCUGCAAGAGUCGGAUGUGGUUCGAGUUCUGUUUCCUGCCGAUAAUCCCGUUCAAGUCGAAGAAAGUCUGGAUCUGCAGUAUCUGUCGAUGGCAGGCUAUCAACGACGGCACCGGGCCCCAGGCCAUCAGUAAUAUCCCGCCCCCUGGUGGAGGCUACGCCGCUCAACCCCCAAUGACUGCGCCGAACGUCGCCCAUACUAAAGUCUAA
Puccinia triticina is the source of this 465-nucleotide messenger RNA. RefSeq lists its product as uncharacterized. The record is from RefSeq and is a predicted model, not a curated record. Bases 1 to 465 code for a protein of 154 amino acids. NCBI's taxonomy places the organism in Eukaryota, Fungi, Basidiomycota, Pucciniomycetes, Pucciniales, Pucciniaceae. The transcript has 5 exons.